AUGGGUAGUAUCUCGAAUGGGCCUUGUCCCACUCGGAUUUAUGAAAACAAGAUUGCUCUUGUUACUGGAUCAGCUCGUAGCAUUGGCGCUGCGAUCGUUCGCAAUCUAGCCAGCAAAGGUUGCCACGUUAUUAUCAACUAUGCAACCCCGGCGUCGGACAAACCAGCUCAGGACCUUGCCUCCGAGCUUGAGGCGACUCACUCAAUUCGAGCUCUGCCCAUUCGGGCAGAUAUAACCACAAAAAGCGAAUGCGAACGAAUUGUGUCAACGGCAAAAGAGUAUUUCACAGAUCGCAACACGGGGAAGUUCCAGAUCGAUAUCAUCGUCCACAAUGCUGCUGUUCUCUUCCUUGGUCCUCUUGAAUUUGUUGAUCCCGAUGAAUUCCACAGAAUUUACGAAGUCAAUGUUCUAGGCCCUAUUCUCUUGACAGGGGCGUGCAAAGAAUAUCUCCCUCGUGACCGUUCGGGUCGCAUUGUGAUGAUUUCAAGUAUCAAUUCGAAGGUCGGAACGGAGAAUACCACACUAUACGCAGGCACCAAGGGUGCUAUAGAAGCCAUGACAAGAGUUUGGUGUCGGGAACUGGCUGAGCGAGCGACUGUCAACUCUAUCAACCCGGGCCCUGUGAUGACCGAUAUGUAUCUCACAGCGCCAGACGAGGUCAAGGAGGGACUCGCACUUUGGAAUCCGCUUACCCCGUUAGUUGCCGUCCGUGAAUCGGACAAUGACGAAGUAAAGAAGUUGGGUGAAAAGUUUGGCGGCAGGGCAGCUUAUGCUGAAGAGAUCGCUGGCUUGAUUGCUACCAUCUGCAACCCAGAGUUUGGAUGGUGCACUGGAAGCAUUAUCUCUGCGAAUGGUGGUCUGUCUUUCAGUAUCUAA
Messenger RNA from Penicillium angulare, 876 nucleotides. RefSeq names its product SDR family NAD(P)-dependent oxidoreductase. The record is from RefSeq and is a predicted model, not a curated record. NCBI's taxonomy places the organism in Eukaryota, Fungi, Ascomycota, Eurotiomycetes, Eurotiales, Aspergillaceae. The transcript is spliced from 2 exons. The coding region runs from base 1 to 876 and encodes 291 amino acids. Gene Ontology annotation, molecular function: oxidoreductase activity, acting on the CH-OH group of donors, NAD or NADP as acceptor.